AUGCCCAUACAUUCCCUCCUGACCCUCCCCCUCUCUCCCCCUGUCCCCCUGCAUCGAGCCAUCGGCAGCGAGUUCUUAGCGCGCGAGGACGCGGCUCUCUACUGGAAGUUCCUCGCCGCGUGGCCGCACGCGUCGCCCGAUGCCAACUCCUCCGCGCGCCCCGCUUCCGCCCCGCCGCGCCCGUCUGACGGCGACUGCCUGGACACGCUGCUGCGCGUCGCCUCGUCGUUCCUCGCGGCCCCCCUGGCGCCGCUGCUGCGCCUGGCGCUCGCCAUGCGCUCGCUCUCGCCCGCGCUGCUCCUGCACCGCCAGCUCGCGCGCCUCUCGCUCUCGCAGGCGGGGCUGCUGGGCCCACACAGCGCGCAGGGAGGAGCUGCGGAAGGGGAACAAGCGGGGUGGGGCGCAGGGGGGGGCGAUGGGGGCGAGCGCUGGAGGGUGAGUGAGAACCCAGCGGCGCCCAAGGGUCACUGCUGCUGGGUGGAGCUGAAGGGGAAGGUGCUGCUGGGGGAGGCGGAAGUGGCAGCGGCACUGGCAUCAGUGCAGGCGGAGGGAAGCGCCGCUGCGGCCGCGCCAGCAGCAGAGCACGGGGCGACGGUGCAUGCCUUCGACCAUGUCUACCCCUCCUCCUCCGCCGCCGCUGCCUCGCACCACGCGCCUCCCCCCGCCUUCCUCUAUGCCAGCCCUGGCUCUGCCUGCUUCGCCGCCCUGCUGCCCCUCCUCUCCGCUGCUGCAGACCAGGGCGCCAUCCGCCUGGUGCUGCGGCCGGUGCUGCCAGCGGGCUGUGAGCAGCACGUGGGGCGCUGUGCGGCGGUGGGGGCGGGCGGGCGGGUGAGUCUGGGCGGGUACGGAGUGGAGCUGGCGCUGAAGAACAUGGAGUACAAGGCGCUCGACGACUCCCAACUCACCAAAGACAGUGCAGGGCAGGCAGCAGCAGAUGGGUCAGCGGAUGACUUGGCACAGCCAGUGAAGGGCUUUCUCUUUGACACCCUUGUGCAACGGUAUCCCGAGCAGACGGGAGAGCUGCUGACGUUUCGCGACCAGCUGCUGGCAGCAGAGGAGAUCCGAGACGAGUACAACGUGUGGGAGCUCAAAGACCUGGGCAUUCAGGCCACUCAGCGCAUUGUGGGGGGAGCAGAGCCGCUGCGGCUGAUGCAGGACAUCAACCAGAACUUCCCCAAAAUCAUGGCCUCCCUCGCCAAGACCAAGGUGGACAGCGGGGUGGAGGAGGCGGUGCAGGAGAUGCAUGGCAUGGUGCAGGCGGGGCGCACCAUCGUGGCGCUCAACAGCAUCGCAUUCAACCUCGCCACACUUGACAUCUUCACUCUGUUGGAAGCCGUGCAGGCCGAGCUGUCGCUUGGAGCACAGCUGCUCUCUCUCAAGCUGCCAGCGCCAGUGGUGCGGCAGCUGCUGCAUCUGCCACCAGCAUCAGCAGCGAGGGAGGAGGGGGGGUCGCUGCGGCUGGACUUCCGGUCGCCAUGGCAUGUGCACUUCUUCAACGACCUUGAGAGAGACCGCGAGUACCGCGGCUGGUCGCCCAACAUGCAUGAGCUGCUGAUGCCCAUGUAUCCAGGGCAGUUCCGUCCCAUCCGCAAGAACAUCUUCCAUGCUGUCUUCGUGCUCGACCCCAUGCACCCCUCCAUGCCCAAGGCAGUGGCGCACAUCCACAAGUUGCAUCGGGGCAGCAUGCCCCUCCGCAUGGGGCUCAUCCUCGCCUCCUCUGCGCGCCUCCUCUCCCUCAACGACCCCUCCGCCCCUCCGCCCCACCAUGACCUGUCGGAACUUGUGGGUGGCCCUGCUGCCCUCAUCCCUUUCACACUCCUGGCUCUCCUGUCUUCGCCCCUCCCUUUUCCGUCUCCCCUUCUCCGUCUCCCUCUCUCCCGCAGCUUCUGCUGCUCAGCCCCUCAGUCCCUUUGCCGUUUACACCUCCCUUCCUCCUUGCCCACCUGUUUGCUUAUGCCAUGGCUCUCUUCCUGCACAUCAAGGAGUCAGUUGGCGUCCGCCCCGCCUUCGACUUCCUCCUCUCGGUCAGCUCACUUGCCCGCCCUCCCCCACGCGUGCACGCUUCCUCGUCGCUACUUUGCCGUUGCCCCUCCCCUCCUUUCCCUCCUUUACUCGCUUGCUUCUGCAUCCCUCCUUCGUUUCUGUCCGUCACUGGCCCUCACUUGCCUCACGUCCUUGCUUGCCUGCACUGCCUUCUCUCGCCUCUUCCCCCUCACCCGCGCAUCGCCCUCCCCCCUUUGGACGCCUUUCCAUCAGAUGUGGGGAGGCAGUGCGUCGGACGAGUCAGUGGAUGACUACGAGGACGCCAUGGUCACGCUGCCGCUCCCGCAGUACACGCCGCCCGACCAGCCCACCAUGGAGGCCGCCUUCCUCCACACGCUCAGGUGGGCGUCGGAGAGAGGUGUGCUCAUGGCCCUCCACGCUUCCACUUCUCGUCUUCUCCCCGUAAUCUCCAUCUAUGCGCCCACCAGUGCGGCAGCAGCAGCGUCGCAGGGGAGAUCGCUGGGCAGUGAUGACGCCAGGAGGGCUGUGCUGGCAUCAGUGCUGGCAGGAAGGCAGCGGGUGGAGGGGGAACAGGUGGAGAGUGAGGAGGGCGGAGGGGAGCAGGGGGGAGCAGGGGGGGGAGGGGCGGCGGCAGCAGUGUGGGCGCAGGUGGUGGGCAGCUCUCGCUUUGUGUCGGGGCUGGGCCUCGCAGACGCCAUGCCAUGCCUGCUCUUCAAUGGUGUCUUCUACCCCUCACCCAAGGUGCCAGGGGGAGCACUGGAGGCGAUGCAGGAGGAGAUGGAGGCGGUGCAGAGGGCGGUGUACUACCAGCAGCUCAGAGGCUCCUCUGACGUCCUCGCCUUCUUCCUCUCCUCCGCUGCCAAGCGCUUCAACCCCGAGGUGGCCCUACCAGCGGGCAAGACAGCGCCGUACGUGUCGCUGGCGCCCCCCAUGGCUGCCGACAACCCUACCCUCGCCCGCCUCUCCUUCCUGCACUCGCCUGGCACGGAGGACGAGGUGAAGCCCUUCUCUCACCUGCUCGCGCUGGACCUCUCAUCGCACCAAGGGGUCGACCUGCUGCUGCAAGCCGUGCUGCACCUGGAGAGCGGGGAGGGCACGCAUGCCCGAGUGGCCGUUCUGCACAACCCCCUGCAUGCCCCCGCCAACGAUGAUGCGCGCCUGCCACCUCUCGCAUGGCGCCACCUCGUGCCGCGCCUCAUCAUGGCAGCCGUCCAGAUGCCCAGCCGCCGCAGCAAGCUCCCAGCCUUCCUGCAUCGCCUGCUGCAGCUGCCACUGCUCAGGGCCGUGGUCUCGCGGACACACACAGGCGUCGAGGAGGAGGGGUGGGCGGGCAAGGGGGAGGUGAACAGCGAGCAGGAGGGACAGGAGCUGCUGGCGUCAGCAUGGAGCGUUGCUGACGAGGCAGGGCUGAACAGGGCCGAGUUGGAGCGCGCUGUGACGGGCGCUGGUGCUGCAGAGGCUGCUGCUGCGCACAUGGCCCAGGAUCGACUUUUUGUGAAGCAGCACUGUGACGGCAGUCCAGGCAGCAGUGUCAUCAUCACCAAUGGCAGGCUGCUGGCACCGCAGCACCGCUUUGUGGCGGCGGACUUCGCCUUGCUGGAGGAAGUGGAGUCAAAGCGGGUCAAGGCAGCGCUCUCCGUGCUGCAGGACCUGCCCUCCUGGCCUCACCUCCCGCCCGACCUCCCUCUCAGUGAUCAUGUGUCGGGCAUGGCGAUGGUGGUGGCAUCAGCACUGUCAUCAGCGGAGAGGGCCAGCAGUGACUACGUGCAGUUCGCCCGCCUCACUGCCAGCCCCAGCAUCGGCAUCAUCCACAGCAACGAGUCGGCACUGCUGCACAUCGAUGGGGUGAUAGACCCGCUCAGUGCGGAGGCACAGCAGGUCACGCCACUGCUGCUGCUGCUGCACGAGUGGUUCAACCCCUCCCUGCGCGUCUUCAUGAACCCCCUCUCGUCCAUGUCCGAGUUCCCUCUCAAGAACUUCUACCGAUACGCCGCUCCCCACAAGGAGCUGGCAGAUGCAUCGGGAGUGCUGGCGGCGGGGGCGGAGGUGGAGUUCCUGAACAUGCCUCUCACGCGCACGCUCACUCUCAACCUCAAAGUGCCCGAGCCCUGGCUCGUGGAGCCGGCUGUAGCGGACCACGAUUUGGACAAUCUGGUGUUGGAGAAGGUGGCGGACCCCAGCGUUGUUGCUGUCUUUGAGCUCGAGGCGCUCAUGAUCACUGUGGCCCCACUACUCUCUGCUCAUACCUGUUUGCCCUCGCAACUCUCCCUCCCUCUCUCCACCACUCCACUGGCCCCACACCACCCACCAGGGCACUGCUACGAGGACUCAGACAUGCAGGAGCCGCCACGAGGCAUGCAGCUCGUGCUCGGCACGCCCCCGCCCAUCCCCUCCGCGCUCCUCAACCACUCCUCUGCCACCGCCACCGCCGCCGCCACCACCAACAGCGGGGCAGCAGGCCGGCCACAAGGCCUGGUGGUAUCAUCAGCGUUGGAGGACACGAUAGUGAUGGCCAACCUGGGCUACUUCCAGCUCAAGGCCGCGCCCGGCCUCUGGCUGCUGCAGCUCGCCCCCGGCCGCUCCCAGACCCUCUACCAGCUCGCAGGGGAGGGGGCGUUGGGGGGCGGUGGCAGUGGUGCAGAGGCAGGGGAGGGGGGUGGGGAUGAGGGGAUGGGGGCGGUGGGGGCGGUGGGGCGGGUGGCUAUGGACGUGGCGGUGAUGGACCUGCGUGGCAAGGUGGUGCAGCUGAGAGUGGUGAAGCGGGCGGGCAUGGAGGGCGAGAAGAUGCUGGAUGGCACAGGGGGGGAGGAUGGGGACGAGGAGCAGCAGGAGGAGCCAGCAGCGGCGGCAUCUCUCUUCGGGUCCUUCUUCCAGAAGCUCACGGGCAAGAAGCCUGCAGCACCCAGCAAGGGCGAGGCGGCGGGCGGCAACAGCACCAUCAACAUCUUCUCCAUCGCCAGCGGCCACCUGUACGAGCGGUUCACGCGCAUCAUGAUUCUCUCUGUGCUCAAGAACACGCGCCGCCCGGUCAAGUUCUGGUUCAUCAAGAACUACCUCUCGCCCUCCUUCAAGGAGGUGAUCCCGCACAUGGCGCGCGAGUACGGGUUUGAGUACGGGCUGAUCACGUACAAGUGGCCCUCGUGGCUGCACAAGCAGACGGAGAAGCAGCGCCUCAUCUGGGCCUACAAGAUCCUCUUCCUUGACGUCAUCUUCCCCCUCUCCCUCCAAAAGGUGAUAUUCGUGGACGCCGAUCAGGUGGUGCGGGAGGACAUGGGGCGGCUGUACGACAUGCCGCUGCACGGUCACCCGCUGGCCUACACGCCCAUGUGCGACAACAACCGUGACAUGGAGGGCUACAGGUUCUGGAAGCAGGGCUUCUGGAGGGACCAUUUGAGAGGAAAGCCGUACCACAUUAGCGCCCUGUACGUGGUGGAUCUGGUGCGCUUCAGGCGCAUGGCAGCGGGCGACACGCUGAGAGUGAUCUACGAGAGCCUCAGCAAGGACCCCAACUCCCUCGCCAACCUCGACCAGGACCUGCCCAACUACGCGCAGCACACGGUGCCGAUCCUGUCGCUACCGCAGGAGUGGCUGUGGUGUGAGUCGUGGUGUGGCAACGCCACCAAGGCACGUGCCAAGACCAUUGACCUCUGCAACAACCCCAUGACCAAGGAACCCAAGCUGCAGGGGGCGCGGCGCAUAGUGGCGGAGUGGGGGGCGCUGGACGAGGAGCAGCGGCGCUUCACAGAGAGAGUCACUCAAGGGGAGUUCGACGACCUCCCGCCCUCCGCGCCACGUGGCACGCUGCGAUUCGCGGGCUUCCACUCCGCCCCUCGACCAGAGGAGGGGCCUGUGGCCGAGGCAUUGGCAGAGGAAGGGGAGCAAGAAGUAGAGGAGAUGGAUGGAGUGAACGAGGGAGGACAGGAGAGAGAGGAGGGAGGGGAGGGAGGGGAGGAGGAGGCAGGGGAUUGGACGGGGUAUGAGGUGGACACAGCCUAUGAGGACUUGGAGGGGUUGGAGGAGAUUGCAGUGGAGGCUGUUGAUGGGGUGGAGGAGGGCGAGGAGGGUGGGGAGGAGGAGGAUGAGGAGGAGCUAGGGCAUGAGGAGUUGUGA
Messenger RNA from Closterium sp. Naga37s-1, 6114 nucleotides. NCBI's taxonomy places the organism in Eukaryota, Viridiplantae, Streptophyta, Zygnematophyceae, Desmidiales, Closteriaceae. The record is from the annotation of a GenBank genome assembly.